AUGUCCUCAGCCAACGGUGCAGCCGACACUGGCGAGCUGUCCGAGAACCAGCAGACGGCUCUUCAAACUUACAUGACCGUGACUGGCCAAGAACCCGUUUCAGCUAUCCCUUUGCUUCAGCGAUCACAAUGGAAUGUCCAGAUCGCCAUUUCCAAGUUCUUCGACGGCGAGGGCCCUGAUCCAGUCGAGGAAGCCCGCGCUGCUCUGAACGCUCCACAGGAUAUCCGACGCACCCAGAACCUGAUGUACGAUGAUGAUGAUGGUCCGCCCCCGCGCUCCCCUCCUCAGCCAACCCAAACGACUGGUCUCCAGCCCGCUCCUCGCAUUGAUACGCAACCCGAGGAUCAACCAGCUUUCCGACCUCCUUUAAUACUGAGCUUGUUAUUCUCACCGUUCAAUCUACUCUACCGUAUUCUGUUCAGCUCUUUCCGUCUUUUCGGGACUCUAUUCCCCUUCUUGCCACGAUGGCUCAAUAUCGCUACAAACUCGUCCUUACAGGGCACUCGAAAUACAAGCGGCCGGAGGGCAUUGGGCCCGAAAGACACAGCUGCUCGAUUCAUUCGAGAGUUUGAGGAAGAAUAUGGAAGUCACCCUUUACCCUUUAUGGAGAAUGGCUAUAACAUGGCACUGGAGCGAGCCCAUCGAGAAUUAAAGUUUCUUGUAGUAGUCUUGUUGUCACCAGAGCAUGAUGAUACGACCACCUGGGUCAAGGAAACCUUACUAUCGAACGAAGUUGCAGAAUACAUAAAUGAUCCCAGCAAUGAGAUUCUAUUGUGGGGAGGCAAUGUUCAAGACUCGGAAGCGUUCCAGGUCGCCAAUUCCUUGCGCUGCACCAAGUUCCCAUUCGCCUCCGUGGUUGUCCAUACACCAAACACCGGCUCCAAUGCCAUGUCCAAUAUUGGCAGAAUCCCUGGAAAUACAACCCCUUCAGAAUUUCUAUCAAAACUCCGUACCGUUAUAUCCCAAAACAAAGAUCCUCUUGACCGUGUACGCUCCCGGCGAGCCGAGCAACAGGCUUCCCGGACCUUGCGCCAGGAACAAGACUCUGCCUAUGAACGAUCUCUAGCCCAAGACCGUGAACGAGCACGCCAGCGCCGCGAAGCGGAAGCUGCACAACAGCGCGCCGAGGCCGAAGAAGCCGCACGUAUCGCGGCCGAAGAAAAGCGAGCCAGCGAUUUCCAACAGUGGAAGAAAUGGCGUGCGCAAUCUCUACCCGCUGAACCUGGAGCCGAUGUCAAGGAUAUCGUCCGCAUCAGUAUUCGGCUGCCCUCAGGUGAGCGUGUGAUUCGGAAGUUCCUCGCUGAUGCCGAGCUCGAGGAAGUCUAUGCCUUUGUCGAAUGCUAUGAUUUACUGCAGACUGCCCAAGAAUCUGAGUCCGUGCCAGAGCCGGAAGGGUUCGAGCAUAAAUAUGGAUUUAGAUUGGUAUUGCCCAUGCCUCGUACUGUCUACGAAGUUGGAGAUGGUGGAAGUGUGAAAGAAAGGAUUGGACGGAGUGGUAACCUCCUAGUUGAAUCCAUCGAUGUUGACGACGAGGCAGAUGAGGCAGAAUAG
Messenger RNA from Talaromyces proteolyticus, 1551 nucleotides. RefSeq lists its product as uncharacterized. The transcript is spliced from 2 exons. Gene Ontology annotation, molecular function: ubiquitin binding. NCBI's taxonomy places the organism in Eukaryota, Fungi, Ascomycota, Eurotiomycetes, Eurotiales, Trichocomaceae. The coding region runs from base 1 to 1551 and encodes 516 amino acids. The record is from RefSeq and is a predicted model, not a curated record. Gene Ontology annotation, cellular component: endoplasmic reticulum.